Molecule: messenger RNA, 1074 nt
Organism: Schizophyllum commune H4-8
Lineage: Eukaryota; Fungi; Basidiomycota; Agaricomycetes; Agaricales; Schizophyllaceae
Exons: 5
Coding region: 1-1074 (357 amino acids)
Source: RefSeq, a predicted model, not a curated record
AUGACCGAUAAAUUUCCCCGUUGCUAUGAUGUGGAAGAGGCCGGGGAGCGCUUGAUGUGGAUCACGUCAUCGCGCGCUUCAAUCGCGCCGAAGCUGACGCUGGGUACAUUCUUGGAGGUUAGUGUUGAUGGAACCGAACUUUGGGGACCGGCACUUACCGUUCAACAGGAUACAGCAAUCGCCUCGCGAGUCGCCGUUCGUCCUGCGCAGAACGGGCGCGUCAGAGUCGCUGUCGACCUUCUCAACGACGCCGAACUCAUCUUGGAGGUCAGUGGUGUUGUAGUCGAUGCGGACCUUCCGCCUGUGACCAAGAGACAGCACGAGAACAGAGCGCGCUUCUUGCGGCAGGGACUGAACCUAGCUGGCUUCCACCAGAAACCGUUCGAUGCCGCUAUCAAGGCUAUUGAGCGCAUCCGUCUCUUCUUCGAUCGAUCCGUCGGAGGCGGCGUACAGGCUGCAGACCACAUCACUACGAACGUCGGCCCGGGGAUCUCCGGAAGCAGCCGCUACUUCUCGCACAAGAACGACGUCGACUCCAAAGACGUCGUGCCUUUCGAUACUGAAGUCGACCCCAAGGGGUACCUCGCCGCGCUCGCGUCUUCGACUUUUCUGCACACCAAAGACAACGUCGUUAGUUAUGUCCAGUAUGAAACUGACCCGUUAACCGGUACGGGAACGUACAAGGCAUGCUCCCCAGCGGCUAUAAAAGCCGGUGACAUCGUGACUUGCAAGUUGGCGUUCAUGUUGGUGCCGAUGCCGAAGAAGAGCAAUGUCGGCUGGAAGAUGCUCAACGUCCUGAAGGCCGUUUGUGUCAUGGACAACACAGUCACUGAGGAGGCCAACACGACCGCGGUUCUGGAAGAUCUUCAAAUCGAACCGGAGCAUGUGGAGGCGUCGCUGAAGCGUGGUAGUGUGAGCUUUGAGGGUACGCUUGCUGCGCCGCCAAAGAGAAGUCGCCGUAUGUCUAUUGACGAGGGGAACGAGAGUGCGGAUCCAUCUCAGGCGUUCACCACGCACUCGGCACUCCCCGGCGACUUUGUGGCGAACCUCGACUUUGUGGCGGACUUCUCUUAG